Messenger RNA from Ostreococcus lucimarinus CCE9901, 411 nucleotides. RefSeq lists its product with no specific name. The transcript has a single exon. The coding region runs from base 1 to 411 and encodes 136 amino acids. Lineage: Eukaryota; Viridiplantae; Chlorophyta; Mamiellophyceae; Mamiellales; Bathycoccaceae. The record is from RefSeq and is a predicted model, not a curated record.
AUGGCGAAGAUCACCGAAGUCGACGACGGGCGCGAUGGGGACGCGACGCUGGGAAAGGCGCGCACGAGGCACGAAGAGAUGAAGGAAUUGCAAGCGCUGGCGGAUGAAAUCACCGAGGACGCGCGCGAUGGUUCGGGGGACGACGAGGACGAGGACGACGACGGCGAGAGCGAGAGCGAGGAGGAAAUCGUGAACGGGGAGUUCGUCACCGGACCGACGGUGUGGGAAGCCGCGGCGGACGAAGAAAUUCCGGAAAACCAUUGGGAGUAUCACAUGCGCAAGAAUAUGAACGACGGGCGCGGCGACUCGGUGGCUCGAAACUUGGCGUACGUACCUGUGUGUAACUGCAUGCCGGUGUGCGCGGGGGAGGAGUGCAGAAAUCCUUAUUUCAUGUGGACGAAGAAGAAGUGA